CCUCCCCCUCCCCCCCUGCCCUCCCCUCCCUCGGCGGGGCCGCCAUGUUGGAUGGCGCGUGUGGGCGGCGGGUGUCGAAGGCGGCGGCGGCGGCCGCCGGAGCCCGGAGCCCAGCAACGCCCGCCGGCAGCAGGUCCAGCUCCCCAGUCCCUUUCGUACCUCUGAGGCGGAGAGGAAAUGACUUUAUCGGACGUGGCUGCUCCCAGUUGGGUGUCCUUGCUCUGCCUUCCUGCCCGAGGGACCCCCGGAGGGGGAGACGCUGCGGCGGCCCAUCCCUGAGGACUUUCGGGAGGAAUCUGCCUUGACGGAGAUAAAAAUGACAACCUCGUCGAUCAGGCGGCAAGUGAAGAACAUUGUGAACAAUUAUUCGGAGGCCGAGAUCAAAGUCCGGGAAGCCACCUCCAAUGACCCCUGGGGUCCCUCCAGCUCCCUCAUGACCGAAAUAGCGGACCUGACCUACAACGUGGUGGCCUUCUCCGAAAUCAUGAGCAUGAUCUGGAAGCGGCUGAACGACCACGGCAAGAACUGGAGGCACGUUUACAAGGCCUUGACCCUCCUGGAUUACCUGAUCAAAACCGGGUCGGAGCGGGUGGCCCAGCAGUGCAAGGAGAACAUUUUCGCCAUCCAGACCUUGAAAGAUUUCCAGUACAUCGACCGGGACGGGAAGGACCAGGGCAUCAACGUGCGCGAGAAGUCCAAGCAGCUGGUCUCCCUCCUGAAGGACGACGAGAGGCUCAAGGCGGAGAGGGCCCAGGCCUUAAAGACCAAAGAACGCAUGGCUCAGGUGGCCACCGGAGUGGGCAGCAACCAGAUCUCCUUCGGCAGAGGCUCCAGCCAGCCCAAUCUCUCCACCAGCUACUCCGAGCAGGAGUACGGCAAAUCCGGAGGCUCCCCGGCUUCCUACCAUGGGUCUACAUCACCGCGAGUGUCUUCAGAACUGGAGCAGGCCCGGCCUCAGACCAGCGGGGAAGAGGAGCUCCAGCUGCAGCUGGCUUUGGCCAUGAGCAGAGAAGUGGCAGAACAGGAAGAGCGCCUGCGCCGGGGCGACGAUUUGAGGUUACAGAUGGCGUUGGAAGAAAGUCGCAGAGAUACCGUCAAAUUUCCCAAAAAGAAGGAGCACGCAGCUCUGCUGGAUCUCAUGGACGCGUUGCCUUCUUCCGCCACCCCUGCCCCCAAAGGAGGAGAGUCUUGGAAGCCCCCAGCUGCAGCCAAGAAAGCAGAUCCUUGGGGGGCCCCUCCUCCCAGCACCGCCACCUCCGAUCCUUGGCAAUCGUUCGGUGCCAAGCCAGCCGCCUCCCUUGAUCCGUGGGGAGCCCCUGCGACCUCCUCCUCCUCCUCCUCGGCUGCUCAGCCUCUCCCAAAGAGGGCCGAUCCUUGGGCUCCUUCCAAACCAUCGUCCGUGGCAACGAAGACAGCUGGGGACCCCUGGGGACCAGCACCGGUAAACAAGCCAAUCUCUGCUUCUGGUAGCAAAUCUUUCGACCUCUUCAGCAAUUUGAACGGGAUGAUUAAAGAUGACUUUUCUGAAUUCGACACCCUUCGAACGUCUAACAAGCAAGGUUCUGCUUUCUCGGCCCAAAACAGCGGGACCACCAGCCCUGACCUCUCAGAAUGCCAGCCGGCCAGCUUCUCCGCCAGUAAGCAGAGCGCCGCUCGGAGAACCCCCGAGUCUUUCUUGGGCUCCAAUGCUGCUUUGGUGAAUCUGGACUCCUUGGUAUCCAAGCCCCCGCAGCCAGCACCACCCACCCUCAACCCUUUCCUGGCUGCCGGGUCCUCGUCAUCUUCAUCGGCUUCUCCUUCUCCAGCCACGGUCAACCCCUUCCAAGUGAAUCAGCCGCAGCCCCUCACUCUCAAUCAGAUGCGGGCCAGCCCCAUCCUCGGGGGCAGCCUGUCCUUCAACGCGGGGCCGGAACCGGGGGCCCUUCCGUCUGUAGCUCCCGUGGCCCUGGCCCCCUUGCCAGCCGCGGGCCCCGUGGCCUCCCUAACCAGGAUGGGCCCGGGAGUGAGCGUGGGCGUCAUGGGGCCCGUGGCGCAGCCUCUCCACCACCCGGGGAUGCCCCCCUCGGUCUCUCAGCCGGCCAAUGGCUCUAACCCCUUCCUCCUCUGAAGGAAGCCUGGAGCGUGAAGCCUCCCUGGGAAAGGCAGGCAGGACAUCGGAGGUGGCUUGGGCUGAACCGCGAGCACCGGAGACCCCGGGGGGGUGGGGGGGCUGGCUGGCGGGCUGCUGUCGCCUUCUGUGGGAGCUCCGGGUGCCCUCGGCCGAGACCUGCCCUUUUCCUUCGGGGUCUCAGCAGCCUUGCAGAAACGUUUCAAUGUCUGUCACCAAAGUCAGGUUCUGCUCCCUCCCCUCCUUCCUCCUUUUCGUUGAUCAUUUCAAGGUGAUAGGAAGACUUUGCCAUCUGAAAGAGCCCCCACCCCUCUCCCCUCCAUGUGGUUUUGUAGACCCUAAGCCGCCCCUCGGAAGUGCCAGCCAGAUCCCGUGCUUGUAAAAAACACAUUUGAGACUCAAGAUGAGUGCUAGUGAAUGUGUUUGCACAUAAACCACCUUCUCUUCUAGACUGUUUGGUUCACCCAUAGUCCUUACCGGUCUUGGCCAAAGUGGUAUCUGGCCUUUAUGUUCUGUAUAUCCUUGCACACUAAAAUGUCGAGCAGAACUGUGCCUCCCCGCCCCCCCAACCCCCCCAGGCAGGCGGGGAGGGCCGGCCGCGCACGUCCACAGGAGGAGAAGUGAAGCAAGCUCUGUGAAAGUCCCGCAAAGUUUUUUUGUGAAACCCCGCAAGUGUGCUGUUUUUGUAUGCAGUGUUGAAUUUCUACACCUGGACACGGACUGCCCACGACUUCCGUCUGAAUGGCUGGCAGGCUGCCCUGGAGUUCAGGGCUGGCUUUUGGCUCUGGGCUUCCGGAGGGUGCGUUCGUUUGGAAAUUAGUGUUGUUUUAAUUUGACUUGCGACGCAAGGCUUCAAAAAAAAGGGGGGGGCAUAGGGUGGGGAAUACCAAGGUAAUUCUGGGGCGACUUGGGAACUGAUUUGGGGGGGUGACCUUUUGUUAUUAUGCAGUAAUCCUUGUAUACUUUUGCACUUUUAAGGAUAGGGCCGUUUUGGAUUUGAGUUCGCCAGGUGAGCGUUCUGUUUUCACUCUUGCUAAUUUUUAUAAUGUUCUUAUUUAACAGUCGAUAGUUUUGAUAGAUUUAUCAGGUUUAGUGGAAAAAUUAAGUCUUUCUUUUCCAAUUCUCUCUUUUUUUUUGAUUUAAUGUUUCUUAUUUAUAUAUAAAUAUUUUCAGCUCUUGGUUUUCACAAAGAGAAUUUUAAGGGAAUAUCGACAAACCUCCUGCUUUUGAACAAAGUCCUUUGUAUUGGGAAAAAAAAACAGCGGAAUAGCUCCUGUAAGGUGAAUUUUGAGAGGAAUAUGGCUGAGGUGACAUUGAAAAAGGAAAACACUACAGUUGCCUUUCAGUUUCCCCCUUUUAUGACUUACAACUCUCCACUUUGUGUAAAAAAAAAAGCAACUCCUGAAGCCUUUGAGAGGUUGAAGAUCAUGGUAAAUAAAUGACUUCUCUCUUGUAAUACUUUCAGAACUUAAAAAAAAAAAACAUUGCUGUAUGAAUGUUACUUUUAAUUAACUAAACUCUUCUAACUAAAGAAUGCACUUCAUGGUG
This is a messenger RNA of Thamnophis elegans (Western terrestrial garter snake), 3655 nucleotides long. RefSeq names its product epsin 2 (gene EPN2). Gene Ontology annotation, cellular component: clathrin vesicle coat; plasma membrane; endosome. NCBI's taxonomy places the organism in Eukaryota, Metazoa, Chordata, Lepidosauria, Squamata, Natricidae. Gene Ontology annotation, molecular function: clathrin binding; phospholipid binding. The record is from RefSeq and is a predicted model, not a curated record. The transcript has 9 exons. Gene Ontology annotation, biological process: endocytosis. Bases 317 to 2107 code for a protein of 596 amino acids.